AUGGCGUCGACCACCGAUUUCACCAAAUCCCUGUUUUCUCCUUUCUCCUCCCAUGGAAAUGCGAGCUUGAAUCCCCAGAGAAAUUGUAGACAGACCGCGACAUGGCCGAAUCAGCAAAAGUCUAGAAAUGGUUACAGGUCCCUUCGUGUGAAUGGAUUGUUCGGAGGUGGAAAGAAAGAUAAUAGUGAGGAUGGUCAAUCAAAGGCAGGGAUUUUUGGUAACAUGCAGAAUAUGUAUGAGACUGUGAAGAAAGCCCAAAUGGUUGUUCAAGUGGAGGCUGUACGUGUGCAAAAAGAACUAGCUGCAGCAGAAUUUGAUGGUUAUUGUGAAGGCGAGCUUGUCAAGGUUACGUUGUCAGGAAACCAACAACCCAUCCGUACCGAUAUAACCGAGGCAGCAAUGGAAUUAGGUUCCGAAAAACUUUCACAACUGGUCACAGAAGCGUACAAGGACGCACACGCCAAGAGUGUGUUGGCUAUGAAAGAAAGAAUGAGUGACCUUGCGCAGAGCUUAGGCAUGCCACCUGGCCUUAGCGAAGGACUAAAGUAA
Molecule: messenger RNA, 549 nt
Organism: Arabis nemorensis
Lineage: Eukaryota; Viridiplantae; Streptophyta; Magnoliopsida; Brassicales; Brassicaceae
Source: the annotation of a GenBank genome assembly